Molecule: messenger RNA, 6391 nt
Organism: Synchiropus splendidus (mandarinfish)
Lineage: Eukaryota; Metazoa; Chordata; Actinopteri; Syngnathiformes; Callionymidae
Product: rho guanine nucleotide exchange factor 12-like
Exons: 40
Coding region: 1160-5383 (1407 amino acids)
Biological process (GO): G protein-coupled receptor signaling pathway; intracellular signal transduction
Cellular component (GO): cytoplasm
Molecular function (GO): G protein-coupled receptor binding; guanyl-nucleotide exchange factor activity
Source: RefSeq, a predicted model, not a curated record
GGACUCCAGCAGCAGCAGCUAGCUGGCUGGCUAGGGCGUUGCUAGCGGCAGAAAGUGGGGUUUUGCACCAUUUACACAACUUCAGGCCAAAUCCCGGAGAGCUCUCGUGUCGGGGAAAAGCGGCGCUCUGUGUUUCCCGCAAGUUGCAAGACUCCUGGUGGAUUUUCUUGCCGUUUUCCGAGGACUGCUCGCGACUUUCUGCCCCGUUAGCUGGCCGGAUAGCCUAGCCUGUUUCCAUCCACGGGAAUUGUGCCGAGAAACGAGUGGAUUCUGGAAACAUGGAGUCAAGGAAGGCUGCGACGCCGUGAUUUGUUCCCCCUCCAUCGUCGAGGAAACUUUUUAAUUCAUAUCUUUUGGGAAGAGCCGGUGAAACCGAUGCGCUGUGGAGAUAUUUUGCUGGACUCGACUCAUUGUUGUCGAUGGGACUUUGCAUAGUUUGACGCGAAGUUUUUUUUUUUUUUUUGGUUUUCGCUGAAAGAGCUCGUCUGUUUCGUUCGCUGGCAAACUAUACGUGGCGAGACGCGCUCUGCGUUUGUUUUAUCCUGCUUUGUCAGAGAGCCUUUUUUGGAUAGUUAUUUCAACCAGCCCAUGGUCACGGGAGAACCGUCGUCCGCGCAGCCACAGACAGGCGCCUUUGGGAGCAGGGGAUACCAGAUGGGACUGCAGGAAUUCCCAGCAUCUUUAAAGACCAGUUAGUCGCCGCGACCGUCGAGCCGAGCGCGGGGUGGUGGCAGACGGACCACAUCGCCGAGUCAAGGCGGCUGCUGCUGCUGCUGCUUCCCUGGAUGUCGGCGAAACACCGGAGCUUCACCGCUAGAGGAUCCACACGCGGAGUUCACAUAGGCGCAGUGUUUGCUCCCCAAAUAUUCUGUUGAUCAGGAUCCAGUCCGUCUGCGCAGCUCACCCGCAGGAGGCCCCGGUCAUUUUUUCAGGUGUAUAUUCUGCGUCUGUUGUGCUUUGACAAGAGGUAGCCGCGUUGCCAAUUCUUGCCGUGCCACAUCGCUUCCUGCAAGUCAUUUAUUCCCCAUCACCCUCGCGAUUGUCCUCCUUGGCUGCUGGAGACGAAUUCAUGAAAAGGACACUCCAUGACAUCGGACCGUCACACUCUGGAAAAUGCUCAUCGGAUAUAUCUGGUUAAAAAUCUAGACCCGGAAGCCCAAUGAGUGACACACAGUCCAGCUUCACUGACAGGUUUCCCAAGAAAGCAAACAGAACCAGCAGCAUUCUAAGUAAAGACCACCCUCCAGACAAGAAGCCCAAAAGUGACAAAACUUCACUUUCGUCUAAUGAGUUCGACCCUACAGAAGCUCUGGUGGUGCAGAAGAGUGGCAGCAGCAGUGUGAUAGCAGAAGGGAAGCCUGAGUCCUGUGGUCUGGUCCAGAGAUGUGUCAUCAUCCAGAAAGAUGAAAAUGGCUUUGGGCUCACUGUUAGCGGUGACAACCCGGUGUUUGUGCAGCUUGUUAAAAAAGAUGGAGCCGCCAUGCGGGCAGGUGUUCAGACAGGCGACAGGAUCAUCAAGGUCAAUGGAACUCUUGUGACACAAUCUAAUCACAUUGAGGUGGUGAAGCUUAUCAAAUCGGGCUCCUAUGUGGCCCUCACAGUCCUGGGUCGCCCUCCAGGGCUUGCCCAGAUCCCUUUGUCAGAAGCUGAAUCUGAAAUGUUGGGCGUUAGUAUUUCCUCCCCGAACUCCCCAGCAACAGAACGCCCGUACAGUCCUCAGACCCGGCUCUCCUCCACACACCCGCCAUGGGCCAUGAAGGAGGAGUACGGCAGGAACCCCUCCCCCAAACUACUGAAAGACAGCCAGGACACUAAAAAACACAUUCCUCAGCCACAGGGUCAGCCCUUCAAGUCCACAGGGCUGUCACAGGAGGCCACUUCAAGUGGCGACGGAGAUGAUGGUUGCAUACCUGAGACAGAGCACACACCUUUUAAGGGAGAGCACGGUACAGACUUGUCUUGGACAAGUACUCCUAUUUCUGGUGGACUUGGGCUGAGCUCCCCAGAUAGUGUUUACCCAAGAGACUCAUCCUGUCCAAGUCCAAAAGGGACGCCCAGGAACAGUUUCAACUCCUGCCACUCCCCAGACGCAGAGGAUACCACUGAUCUGGAUUCUCUGUCUCCCACUGCUGUCAGCAGCCCUUCCUCUCGCCUUCCUGCGCGAAUCAUUGGCGCUGAAGAUGAUUACUUUGAUUCAGACCAAGAACAGGCGAACGGUCAGUGCAACCGCUUCAGCAGCAUGGAGCAACUUAAGUCUCGGCCGGCUCACCUGGCAGCUUUCCUGCAUCACGUCAUCUCUCAAUUCGAUCCAGCUCCUCUGCUGUGCUACCUCUACGCUGACCUGUACAAACAGACCAACUCCAAAGAGACAAGACGGGUGUUCAUGGACCUCCACACCUUCUUCAUUGACCGUGGAGCAAACUUGAAAGUUCCAGUUCCUGAAUCCAUAUCUGCUGACCUAGAUCGACGACGGACAGAGUUGAUACCAGAGGAAAUAAACCGACAACAUGUUCAAACCCUGCAAGAGUCCUUGCUUCCUGACAUUCAGAAAAACCUGGAAGAUUUUAGGCAGAAGCGCAGUAUGGGUCUGACUGUAGCAGAAGUGGAGCUGACCAGACUGGACCAGGAGUGUGUGCGCGAUCGCGUCACGCUCGAACGCGAGCGCUCCUAUGCCGAAAACAUUAUCACGAAGAUAGAGGACAUCUUGGUCUCUACACAAAAUACAGAGGAAGAAAAGUGCACUACAAUGCAGUAUGUCAUCUAUACAUACAUGAAGCACCUUGGUGUGAGGGUCAAAGAACCUCGCAGCCUGGAGUCCAAACGGGUUCGGAUCAACUUCCUGCCCAAGAUCAAGAAAACCAUCAAGCCUGAAAAAGAAGGAGAAGAGAAGGUUAAAAAACCUAGAUUUCCCAGCAUCCUUGGACCUCAGCGGAGACCCAGUCGUAUUGAAGCAGCUUCAGUGGGCAAAGCCCUCGACGGUCGCCCUCGGCCUCAGAAGCAGUUAUCUCAGCCUUCUCUGGGGGCGAACGAUCACUCCGAGUCCGUACGCUUGAGAGGCAGCCAAUCCAGCGAGGGCUCGGAGCUCACACACUCCACAUCGAUCAACACGUCCUCCCCGAACAGCGUCACCCAUAGCUCAGACGUGAGCAGAGAUGCUGACAUAGGUGGGACACCAACCUCUGGACCGUCAAGGUUGAGCGAUGGCCUCCCCUCUGACGCUCUGGAUGGCUUAUCGUACCCUCCAACACACCUGGACUUGUACAGCCUUGACCAGCUGCAGGAGGAUGAUCGAGAAAUUGAAAGAGCUCAUGAUGGAACACCAAAAGCUCUGAGAAGGGUGGAAGGCCUGGGCGCCGCAGAUGUCCAGAGUGAGGACGAUCAAGGAACCGACUCGGAGCACGACCCGCCCAACUGGCAGCAACUUGUUGGGCGGGAAGUCUUGGCCGGUCUGAGGCCUCAUGAGAUCAAGAGACAAGAAGUCAUAAAUGAACUCUUUCACACAGAGCGUGCUCAUGUGCGAAUGCUGAAGGUGUUGGAUCACGUCUUCUACCAGAAGCUUUCAAAAGACUCCAUCUUGCCCACCGCAGACGUCAGGAACAUCUUUACCAACCUGGAGGAGAUUCUGCAGCUACAUGUCACAAUACUGGAGAAAAUGGCAGCCAUUCGGAAGAGAAAUGAGUCCUCAGUAAUUGAUCAGAUAGGAGAUGACUUGCUCUCAUGGUUCAGUGGCGGAGAGGAAGAGAAGAUCAAGCUGGCGGUGGGGACGUUCUGCAGCAACCAGCCUUUCGCUCUGGAGAUCAUCAAGAGCAAGCAGAAGAAAGACUCGCGCUUCGCCUCCUUCAUCCAGGAGGCCGAGAGUAACAGACUGUGUCGGCGGCUGCAGCUGAAGGACAUCAUCCCUGUGGAGAUGCAGCGACUCACCAAGUACCCGCUUCUACUGGACAACAUCGCCAAGUACACAGAUAACACUGUGGAGAAGGAUAAAGUGAAACAGGCUGCAGAUUGUUGCAGAAAGAUCCUCAAUCAUGUCAACCAGGCUGUGAAGGAAUCGGAGGACAAGCAGAGGUUGGAAGACUACCAGAGACGGCUGGACCUCUCCUCCUUAAAACAGACAGACAACCCCAUGAUCCUGGAGCUCAAGAACCUCGAUCUUACCAAGAAAACGAUGGUCCACGAGGGUCCUCUCUCAUGGAAAGUGAACAAGGACAAAACAAUAGAGCUGUACACUCUCCUCCUGGAGGACAUCUUGGUUCUGUUACAAAAACAAGACGAGCGUCUGAUCCUCAAGUGUCACAGCAAGAACUUGGCAGGGACGGCGGACACCAAACACAUCUUCAGUCCCAUCAUCAAGCUCAACUCUGUGCUGGUGCGCUCGGUGGCCACAGACAACAAGUCCUUCUUCGUCCUCUCCAUGUCAGACAAUGGUGCUCAGAUCUACGAGCUGAUGGCUCCGACUGUCUCCGAUCAGAGAACGUGGCAGCGUUUAAUCACCCAGAGAGCUGAUGCCAUGAAAGUCAAGCCUCACAGCGUCAUCCCGUUACCUCAGACCGAUGUGGAGAGAGACGGCGUGGACAUCAUCACUGCCGGGGUCUCCAGGCUGAGCAAGGAUCCGGACCGCACUUCCACCGGCAGCACGCAGUCUUCAGACAAAGAGGGCAGUCCGGCCGUCAGGGCUGUGAUGCAGUGCUCCAACCCCUUUGAGGUGGUGAAGGCCGAGGAAGAGGAGGAGGAAGGUUUUGUGGACCCGGAACUUCCCUUCCAAGUGAGCGACGACAGCAGAGAAGGCGACUUUUUCAACCAGUUCCCCUCCAGAGCAGAUGAAGCUCUAAAAACAUUGGCAGCAUUGAAACAGGCCUUGGUGACCCAGCUCAUGUCGCAGGAGGCCGCGGAGAGGAACAAGAGGUCCACAGGGGCUCGUCUUCUCAGGACCACCUCUCUGAGGACCCCUGUGGAGAAGUGUGCGCGGGUGUUGGUCCACAAUGGCUCCGAGAGGAACAGCACCCAGACAGAGGACCUGGCUCAGGACCUGGGCUCAGGGGACACGGGCUUCUUCGACUCUCCUGAGGACUAUGCAGGUUACCUAGUCCUGGAGGGCUACGGUGGUGCAGGCGAAAGCAGCACGGACGACGACAUCCUGGCAGCCACCACAGGGAAGCAGCUCAGCACCUCGCAGGGCUGCGCCGCCGACUCCGGCAUCAACUUGAGGUUCUCCUCGGCGUCUCACGCCGGCAGCCUCUCUACCUUCAGCAGACAAGUCCUGUCUCACCUCAGAAGCCUCCAGAGCAACUUGAACUAUCUGAAGGAGGUCGAAGCCAAGUACAAUAAUCUACUAUGCCAAAGGCCGGAGAGGUCGGCAGCAGACGUCAACAAAGAUAAGAGAUAGUGUGGAUUUCAUGCCGCAGCUUCUGGCUCUGUUCCCAAAGAGGAAGCUGCUGUAGCAGUCUGCUGCGACUACUUGAGUCCGGAGAGCUUCUGGAUGUUCUAUAAGCUUGUCCUCUCACUGCUGUUGCCCCCCCUUUGUCCAUCGCAGUCGCCCAGGGAAGGAGAGAGGAGAGUGAAAGCAGAACGUUUUGAGGGGUGGAGUCAUCGUCACCCACCUCCAUCAGCACAAGGCAAUCAGGGACACGGGGCUGCUCCCUCCCAGAAUAGAAUCACCUCGCUCCUCUGUGACCCCCCACCUCACCCCCUCCUCCUGCGAGAAAGAGAACUUAUACCAAAAUGUACAAAGAGAUGUGUUUUACAUAUAUACAUAUAUAUCUGCAUAUGUAUAUCUAUAUAUUUGAAACACGCAGCAAGAAAAGGAAAAAUUUAAGAUAAUGUAUUUAGAUUUUGUUUUUUUUUUUUAUCCCGUAUGUAUUUAUUUUCUUUUGUUUCAUUUUUUAAGUGUUUUCGUGCAUUGCUUGCAUGCGUUUUGGCCGUUGUGUUACAAUUUUGGCUGCUUCAGUCGCACAGGGUUGGUGUGUGUGUUGGAGUGCACACUGGCGCCGUGUGCAUGCGAGCUCCACUUGGAGAAAUGGCAGGAGUUUAUCCAGACGGCCUCAAAAAAACCAGACCCCACCGUGUCAGAACCCCCCGAACAACCGUGGAGUUAACUAGAAUGAAGAGUCCGACGGCUCUGAUCUGGUCCUGUUACAUUUCCAUCCGUUUUUUUUUGCCUCUUUUUUUUUUUUCCCGCCCGUGAACAGUUGGCGUCCGCCGUCGGAGCUUCGGCAGCUUCCGUUCUUUCCUCGGCCCUUUCACUCGCUUCCGCCUCUGAGGUGUCGGGCCGACCCGGCUCCUCUGAUCUCACUGCCUGAUACUCUAAUAUUGUCAUGAAGUUCAACAUAUACUGUACAAUGAUCAACUUGGAAGGUUAUGCAUCACUUUAAUAAAUAAACGGUGCCAUGACUCA